UGUCGGCGGCCGAGGUGAAGGAGGUGGCAAGGAAGACCACAGCCACGACGGCCUCUGGAGGAGAGCGCGGCGGCGGCGGCGAUUCUAGGCGGCCCAGGCGCCGGGGAGGAGGAGGAGGAGAAGGAGGAGGGUGGCGGCCGGGCUUGGCUUCGGCUCCUAGAGGAGUUGGCGGCGGCGCGACCCGGGGAACCGGCAUUGAUGUCCAGCUCGCCGCUGUCCAAGAAACGUCGCGUGUCCGGGCCUGAUCCAAAGCCGGGUUCUAACUGCUCCCCUGCCCACUCUGUGUUGUCCGAAGUGUCCUCAGUUCCAACCAACGGAAUGGCGAAGAACGGCAGUGAAGCAGACAUAGAUGAGGGCCUGUACUCCCGGCAGCUGUAUGUGUUGGGUCAUGAGGCCAUGAAACGACUUCAGACAUCCAGUGUACUGGUAUCAGGCUUGCGUGGUCUGGGUGUGGAGAUUGCCAAGAACAUCAUCCUUGGUGGGGUCAAGGCUGUCACCCUUCAUGAUCAGGGCACGGCUCAAUGGGCUGACCUCUCCUCUCAGUUCUACCUACGGGAGGAGGACAUUGGUAAGAACCGCGCUGAGGUCUCACAGCCCCGCCUUGCUGAGCUUAACAGCUAUGUUCCUGUCAACGCCUAUACUGGGCCCCUGGUGGAGGACUUUCUUAGUGGUUUCCAGGUAGUGGUCCUCACCAAUACGCCUCUGGAGGACCAGCUACGAGUUGGUGAGUUCUGUCAUAGCCAUGGCAUCAAGUUGGUGGUAGCAGACACACGGGGCCUAUUUGGGCAGCUCUUCUGUGACUUCGGAGAAGAGAUGAUUCUCACAGAUUCCAAUGGAGAGCAGCCACUCAGUGCUAUGGUUUCUAUGGUCACCAAGGAUAACCCUGGUGUGGUUACCUGCCUGGAUGAGGCCCGACAUGGGUUUGAGAGUGGCGACUUUGUCUCCUUUUCAGAAGUACAGGGCAUGAUGGAGCUUAAUGGAAGUCAGCCCAUGGAGAUUAAAGUUUUGGGGCCCUACACCUUUAGCAUCUGUGACACUUCCAGCUUCUCUGACUAUAUCCGUGGAGGCAUCGUCAGUCAGAUCAAAGUACCCAAGAAAAUCAGCUUCAAAUCUUUGCUGGCCUCCCUGGCAGAGCCCGAUUUUGUGAUGACAGAUUUUGCUAAGUACUGUCGCCCUGCACAGCUGCACAUUGGCUUCCAGGCCCUGCACCAGUUCUGUGCUCAGCAUGGUCGGCCUCCUCGACCCCGCAAUGAGGAGGAUGCAACACAGCUGGUGGCCCUGGCACAGGCAGUGAAUGCUCGAGCUACACCAAGGGUACACCAGGAGAGCCUGGAUGAGGAUCUCAUCCGGAAGCUGUCCUAUGUGGCUGCUGGGGAUCUAGCCCCCAUAAAUGCUUUCAUAGGGGGCCUGGCUGCCCAGGAAGUCAUGAAGGCCUGCUCCGGGAAAUUUAUGCCCAUCAUGCAGUGGUUGUACUUCGAUGCACUUGAGUGUCUUCCAGAGGACAAAGAAGCCCUCACAGAGGAAAAGUGCCUUCCACGCCAAAACCGCUAUGAUGGGCAAGUAGCCGUCUUUGGCUCAGAUCUGCAAGAAAAGCUAAGCAAGCAGAAGUACUUUCUGGUGGGUGCUGGGGCCAUUGGCUGUGAGCUGCUCAAGAACUUUGCCAUGAUUGGGUUGGGCUGUGGAGAUGGUGGAGAAAUUGUAGUCACAGACAUGGACACCAUCGAGAAGUCAAACCUGAACCGACAAUUUCUGUUCCGCCCCUGGGAUGUUACGAAAUUAAAGUCAGACACAGCUGCUGCUGCUGUGCACCAGAUGAACCCCCACAUUCGAGUGACCAGCCACCAGAACCGCGUGGGCCCUGACACUGAGCGCAUCUAUGACGAUGAUUUCUUUCAAAACCUGGAUGGGGUGGCUAAUGCCUUGGACAACGUGGAUGCCCGCAUGUACAUGGACCGCCGCUGCGUGUACUACCGUAAGCCGCUGCUGGAGUCAGGCACUCUGGGCACCAAGGGCAACGUGCAGGUGGUGAUCCCCUUCCUGACAGAGUCAUACAGUUCUAGCCAGGACCCACCUGAGAAGUCCAUCCCCAUCUGUACCCUGAAGAACUUCCCCAAUGCCAUCGAACAUACCCUACAGUGGGCUCGGGAUGAGUUUGAAGGCCUCUUCAAGCAGCCUGCAGAAAAUGUUAACCAGUACCUCACAGACCCCAAGUUUGUGGAACGGACGCUGCGUUUGGCAGGCACCCAACCUCUGGAGGUGCUAGAGGCAGUGCAGCGCAGUCUGGUGCUGCAGCGGCCGCAAACAUGGGCUGACUGUGUCACCUGGGCCUGCCACCACUGGCACACCCAAUACUCUAACAACAUCAGGCAGCUCUUGCACAACUUCCCUCCUGACCAGCUCACAAGCUCUGGAGCCCCAUUCUGGUCUGGGCCUAAACGCUGUCCACACCCGCUGACCUUUGAUGUCGGCAAUCCGCUGCAUCUGGACUACGUGAUGGCUGCUGCCAACCUCUUUGCCCAGACCUAUGGGCUGGCAGGCUCUCAGGACCGAGCUGCUGUGGCCACUCUUCUCCAAUCUGUGCAAGUUCCCGAGUUCACCCCCAAGUCCGGUGUCAAGAUCCAUGUUUCUGACCAGGAGCUGCAGAGUGCCAAUGCAUCUGUCGAUGACAGUCGUCUAGAGGAACUCAAGGCUACACUGCCCAGUCCAGAAAAGCUGCCUGGAUUCAAGAUGUACCCUAUUGACUUUGAGAAGGAUGAUGAUAGCAAUUUCCAUAUGGAUUUCAUUGUGGCUGCAUCUAACCUCCGGGCCGAGAACUAUGACAUUCCCCCUGCAGACCGGCACAAGAGCAAACUAAUUGCCGGGAAGAUCAUCCCAGCUAUUGCCACAACUACAGCAGCUGUGGUUGGACUUGUAUGUCUGGAGUUGUACAAAGUGGUACAGGGACACCGACAGCUUGACUCCUACAAGAAUGGUUUCCUCAACUUAGCGCUUCCAUUUUUUGGGUUCUCUGAACCCCUUGCUGCACCUCGUCAUCAGUACUAUAACCAAGACUGGACAUUGUGGGAUCGCUUUGAGGUACAGGGGUUACAGCCUAAUGGUGAAGAGAUGACUCUCAAACAAUUCCUUGACUACUUUAAGACAGAGCAUAAGUUGGAAAUCACCAUGCUGUCCCAGGGGGUGUCCAUGCUAUACUCUUUCUUCAUGCCAGCCGCGAAGCUCAAGGAACGGUUGGAUCAGCCGAUGACCGAGAUUGUAAGCCGCGUGUCGAAGCGAAAGCUGGGCCGCCAUGUGCGGGCGCUGGUGCUUGAGCUGUGCUGCAACGACGAAAGCGGCGAGGACGUCGAGGUCCCCUAUGUACGAUACACCAUCCGCUGAUCCCCACCCACUCCUGUAGACUGGCCAAGCCCCCCUCUCCUGACCCCUCCCAACCCAGGGCUACCAUUUGGUCUCUGGCUGUGACCCAGCUAGCCAAGCCCAGUAUUCCCACUUUGUCCCCCAGCCCCCCACUACCUAAACCUCUCUUGGCCGCCGCUUUCUACCUUGUUUGGAACCUGAACCUAAUAAAGAGUUAUUAACCCA
Sorex araneus (European shrew) is the source of this 3579-nucleotide messenger RNA. It is a transcript of the gene UBA1, whose product is annotated as ubiquitin like modifier activating enzyme 1. NCBI's taxonomy places the organism in Eukaryota, Metazoa, Chordata, Mammalia, Eulipotyphla, Soricidae. Gene Ontology annotation, biological process: protein sumoylation. Gene Ontology annotation, molecular function: SUMO activating enzyme activity. The record is from RefSeq and is a predicted model, not a curated record. The transcript is spliced from 26 exons. The coding region runs from base 199 to 3375 and encodes 1058 amino acids. Gene Ontology annotation, cellular component: cytoplasm; SUMO activating enzyme complex.